This is a messenger RNA of Rasamsonia emersonii CBS 393.64, 1782 nucleotides long. Its product is annotated as Aureobasidin resistance protein Aur1. Gene Ontology annotation, biological process: inositol phosphoceramide metabolic process; sphingolipid biosynthetic process. Gene Ontology annotation, molecular function: inositol phosphoceramide synthase activity. NCBI's taxonomy places the organism in Eukaryota, Fungi, Ascomycota, Eurotiomycetes, Eurotiales, Trichocomaceae. Bases 1 to 1782 code for a protein of 593 amino acids. The transcript has 3 exons. The record is from RefSeq and is a predicted model, not a curated record. Gene Ontology annotation, cellular component: inositol phosphoceramide synthase complex.
AUGACGAUCGGCCUCGCUGCCGCCGCCCCCCGUCGUUGGGUCUCUGGCUCGUUUGCUGAUUUCAUCCAUGCAUUCAUGAUUCCUGCCAGCCCAGCCCAGCCCAGCCCCGUCCCCGAUGGUCCAACGCCCUCACUUCGCUGCUGGCGAUCAUCCUGCUGCUUAUCGUCAAAGCUUCUCCCUCCUUUUCCUCCUUCCCUCCUCCCUCUCGACCCCUUCUUCUUCCUCCCUGUGUUCGUGGUUGCCAUCCUCUCGGUCCUUCGUCCUCUGCCACGCUUCGCGCGACCUCCUUGCGACCAGCUCGUGUGCUCGCCCUUGCUCGUCGCCGCUUUGCGUCCGAUCGUCCGUCCAAGGGACCCGGUUGGGGAUCCUGAGCUGAGGCUUUGUCGGAGUCAAACGAACUUUUGCUCCGCCAACCUCCUGUCCAGGCAUCCGUGGAAACUGAAAGGAAUCGGAAUUCAGAGAGCAGAAGUCAUGAACCCCUCUAUAUCGAUACCGUCAUGGAAGGAUCGGCCACACAACCAGUUUGCUAAGGUCCAGAUUCCCGUCGUGCCAUGGCGCUCCUUCAAGCUGCUGAUGCCGCAUCGCAUGCGGCGCAAGUUACGGUCGAGAUUGCGGAGUCGUGUCUCUCCUGCGUCCUCCAUCGCCUCUCUCCAGACCUCCUUCUCUCCCAGGGACACGCUGCGCUCGCUACAGUCUCACCGAUGGACCUUGUAUGAUUUCCAGUACCUGCUCCUGAUGAUCGUCGGCAUCUUCUCCCUCUCGGUCAUCCAAUCUCCUGGUCCACUCGGCAAAACCGCCGUCGCCACGCUGCUCCUGACUUCUUUACUCCUCCCUGUCACCCGACAAUUCUUCUUGCCGUUUCUGCCCAUUGCUGCGUGGCUCAUCUUUUUCUAUGCUUGCCAGUUUGUUCCCCCAGAAUGGCGCCCUGGCAUCUGGGUCCGCGUCCUCCCGGCCCUCGAGAACAUUCUAUAUGGCGCCAAUAUCAGCAACAUCUUGUCUGCCCACCAGAAUGUGGUGCUGGAUGUCUUAGCCUGGAUUCCCUACGGGUUAUGCCAUUACGGAGCUCCGUUCGUGUGCUCCUUGAUCAUGUUCAUUUUCGGGCCGCCCGGGACGGUUCCGGUCUUUGCCAGAACCUUUGGUUAUAUCAGCUUGGCGGCCGUCGCCAUCCAGCUGGCCUUUCCAUGCUCCCCGCCUUGGUACGAGAACCUCUAUGGUCUGGCACCAGCCGAUUAUUCGAUGCCUGGCAAUCCAGCCGGACUGGCUCGCAUCGACGAAUUGUUUGGCAUUGACCUCUACACCUCCGGAUUUCACGCCUCGCCCGUCGUGUUCGGCGCCUUCCCGUCUCUCCAUGCCGCAGAUUCCACUCUGGCCGCCCUGUUCAUGAGUCACGUCUUUCCCAAGCUCAAGCCGCUGUUCGUGACCUAUACCCUCUGGAUGUGGUGGGCCACCAUGUACCUGUCUCACCACUAUGCCGUCGAUCUCGUCGGAGGUGGUAUCCUGGCUGCCGUGGCCUUCUAUUUUGCCAAGGCUCGAUUCCUGCCGCGAAUUCAGCCUCACAAGCGAUUCCGUUGGGACUACGACUUUGUUGAAUUCGGCGAUGCUCCGGAAGAGUACAGUUACGGCCUGGCCAACUUCGAUGGUGACGCCAGCACGGAUACCGAAGAGUGGACUGUGGGGUCAUCCUCUUCCAUCUCCUCUGGCUCUCUGAGCCCGACGGAUGACCAUCAUCUCUGGGAAGGGGAGACCCUUGGUUCCAACUCCGACCUCGAAGUCGGUCGCUAA